Molecule: messenger RNA, 3032 nt
Organism: Salvia splendens (bonfire salvia)
Lineage: Eukaryota; Viridiplantae; Streptophyta; Magnoliopsida; Lamiales; Lamiaceae
Product: receptor-like protein 43
Exons: 7
Coding region: 153-2771 (872 amino acids)
Molecular function (GO): protein binding
Source: RefSeq, a predicted model, not a curated record
UGGAGAAACCUUCCCAAGAUACCCUUCUUCCACUCCCCCUCCUCCUUCUUCUUUCUCUAGCUUCUAUCACAGCAGAUACCAAUAUCAACACAGACCGUUCUUCUCUUCUUGCCUUGAAAUCCCACAUAACCCCAAACCCCCAAAAUAUACUUAUGAAAAAUUGGACCUCUGAAGCCAAUGUAUGCACUUGGGUGGGAGUUACUUGUGAUUCUCUUUAUAACAGAGUGACUCGGUUGAAUAUAUCGUCCAUGGGACUUGUGGGCACCAUUCCACCAGAAAUCGGAAAUCUUUCUUUUCUUAUUUCUUUAGAUAUAAGCGACAAUUCCUUUCAUGGCCCAAUCCCUUCCUCCAUCUUCGAUAUCUCACCCUUGCAAGUCUUGGUAUUACGAAAUAAUAGUUUAUCAAGUAGUCUCCCAAAUAAUAUAUGUAAACAGAGUCUUCAUGAACUCAAGAGGCUUCGUAUCUCUUACAAUAAGUUGUAUGGAGAGAUACCGUUGAGUUUGGGGCAAUGUUCGAAACUUGAGUAUCUUUCCUUGUAUGGCAACAAUUUUGGUGGGCACGUGCCUACACAAAUUGGGAACAUUUCACUACUUCAGUUUCUAAGCUUUGGUGACAACAAAUUCAGUGGUAAUAUUCCUAAAGAGAUUGGGAACUUGACAAUGCUUCAAACAUUGGACCUUGGUGCCAACAACUUUAGUGGUAAUAUUCCAAACGAAAUCGGUUAUCUUACCAACUUACUAGGUUUGAGCAUGAGAGUCAACGAGUUCUCAGGCCCUAUACCCGGAACCUUGUACAGCAUGACUUCAUUGUUGUAUUUUGACUUUACGUUGAAUAAUUUGACUGGAUCAUUAUCACGAGACAUUAGAAACAUGACAUCCCUUCGAAGAUUAGGCCUUGAAGAAAAUAGUCUAACUGGUAAAAUUCCAAAAGAGAUAGGUGAUCUUCCUGAUUUCGAGCGAUUGAGCAUGUGUUGCAAUAACAUUACUGGUUUAGUGCCAAGAGAACUUGGGAACUUGACAAAUAUGAUUGGUAUAUACCUUGGCAAUAAUGCAUUAAGUGGUACUAUACCAAUAGAGCUGGGUCGUCUUGUUAAUUUAUGGGAGCUCCAGUUGAAAGAAAAUUUUCUAAUUACUGGAUCGAUACCAAAGGAAAUUGGAAACAUGACAUCUCUUUCCUACUUAUUGCUUUAUAAUAAUGAACUAAGCGGUCCUAUUCCAAAAGAGAUUGGAAACUUACCCCUCCUUCGCCAUAUAUGGCUCAACAACAAUAAUUUCAGCGGUAGUAUUCCAAAAGAAAUUGGCCAUCUAAGUAACUUGGAUGUACUCAAUAUUGCAACCAACAAUAUUAGUGGACCAUUGCCCAUGGAAAUUGGAAACCUGACAGCCCUUAAUCAAAUGUGGCUUUUCGACAACAAUUUAAAUGGUAUCAUAUUCUCACUUUCUUUGUGUCUCAAUAUCUACUGCUAUAUGUUAUUCUUGAUCCCUAAACAAAAUCAAUUUUUAGGACCAUUACCUUUUACCAUUGGGAAUUUGUGGAAGCUGAGUUAUUUAGUACUCUCUCAAAACAAAUUAACCCAAGAGAUCCCAUCAUCCAUUUGCAACUUGAGAUCGCUUUUAGUUCUCCAAUUAGGAAACAAUCAUUUUGAAGGGUCAAUUCCAAAAUGUGUUGGGAACUUGAGCACAUCUCUAUUGCUCCUCCAUUUAAAUGCAAAUAAACUUUCUGGCCUCAUCCCAUCAACAUUCACAAAGGGUUGCAGUCUUGAGUCAAUCAAUUUGAAUGGAAACAAAUUGGAAGGAACACUACCCCAAACCCUAGGCAAUUGCAUGGGUCUUCGGGGCAUCGACAUUGGUGGUAAUGAAAUACGAGGUGCAUUUCCCUUUUGGAUGGAAACACUCCCUCAACUUCGCACCCUCAUCUUGGCGUCAAAUAAGUUCAAUGGUACAAUGUUGGUGGCUUCAAACACUGAGCAAUCAUUUCCAAAGUUGCAAGUCUUGGAUGUAUCACAAAAUGCGUUUGUUGGUUCUCUGCCCGAUAGAUAUUUCAAGAAUUUUCGAGGUAUGAUAGAUGCUAAGGAAAAUCGGACCGAUGAUGAAAUGUAUUGGUAUCUAAGAUUUAUGGAGUUGAAGCUCACGGUGAAAGGAUUGGAGCAACUAUUGGAGCGAUUGUUGACAACAUUUACAACUAUCGAUUUGUCCUCCAACAGAUUCUCUGGGAGCAUACCACCUUCUCUAGGGAAUCUAUACUCACUUAGAUACUUGAAUUUGUCUCACAAUACCCUCACGGGACACAUACCGCCAUCUUUUGGAGGUAUGAGUUUGCUCGAGUCAUUGGACCUGUCUUCAAACAAACUAAAUGGAGAAAUUCCGAGUCAAUUGGCAAGAUUGACAUUUAUUGCGAAGUUAAACCUUUCGAUGAAUAAUCUUGAAGGACAAAUACCACAUUCUACCCAACUUUCUACAUUUGAUAAUGAGUCAUAUGUGGGAAAUGUAGGAUUAUGUGGAUUUCCAUUGACGAAAACAUGUGAGGGGAGUGAUGAAAAACCAUUAUUUCCUGAAGAAGAAGAUGGUGAUGAGGAUGGAUUUAUUGAUGGAUUUGGUUGGCGAAGUGUGGUGAUGGGGUAUGGAUGUGGAUUUGUAGUUGGAAUUGGAAUUGGUUACAUAAUUAUAAGAUAUGGAAGGCCAAAAUGGUUAGUGAAUUUUUUUCUUGGCGUUGGAUAUGAUACUAAGGAGAUGAAGAGAAGAAAUAGAACAACAGCACAAAGGAGGAGGUGAUUCAAGAUACACAUUGUGGUUUUCUUGAGCUAGAUUUGGUAUGUUAGGAGAAAUUAAUGUAUGAUGUUUUGUAAAUUAUGCAUUUUAAAAAUUUGCUAAGUGUUAUUUCUAUGUUGGGCUCAUUUUAAAUACAGUCUUUAUAGAGACUGUAUUUACAUCAAUAACGUGUCUCUGUUAAGGGACAAUAUCAUGUGAAUCACAACUUUGUAAUUGUUUUUAUUUUCUAUACUAUUUCUGUAUGAAUAUUUUCUAUUUCAGAUA